UUAAUUUAGUUUCACACGACUAUAAUGUCAACUACACCAUCCCGUUGGUUUGGUAUUGCAAUCCGAAGACAUGGAUAGAAAGAAUCGGAAAACCAAAAACAGGAAAGCUCCAACAAAACCGAGAUGUGGUAAAAAGAGGACAUCUGAAGGUUAGAAAUUGGUAAUAUCUACUCAAAACAUGUCUGAUGGCCGAAUUAGACUUUCCAAGUAUACAUAUCUAUAUACCAAGCCUUCAAGUAAGCAAGGUGAAAAUAAUACCACGUAUACACAUACAGUAUGUUCAAGAUUCCUCGACGAUUUAACAAGAAAAUUAGUCCAAAAGAGGAAAGAUGAGCAGGAAACACCUAUAAAUAUCGUGGGUAGUAUUCUCAACAGUUUAACCAACGCGUUGCCAGUCGAGGUCAUCAACGGUUCACCAGUCCGAUACCAGUCUCCAGUUAAAAUUGAGACUUUGCAAUCAAUCGCUCCAGAACUCCAACUGAAAGAUGUCGUAGAACUAGUAUCCAAAGAAACAGAAAACAUCGAAGCACCCAGAGAAUUGAAAGAAUUCAAGAAAAAGUUCAAGAUGCCUAAAAUGCCGGUGGUAACCAGUGAUGUGUUUAAGCAUAAAAUAAAGGUGCCAACGGAAGACGUGGCUGUUAAUACAAGUAGUAACCAUGAUAUGGCCUCCAGUUUAGCAAAAUACGUUGAAACUUUAAAGAAGAUAUCACUUAUUGCUGAGGAGUUUAAUCAAAAGACAGCUAAAAACCUCAAAGAAAUAGUAGACAGCGUACAAGAAGACCUGCAAGUGAAGCUGGAAGAGCUAGUGAAGGAGCAAAAACUUGCUAGAAAAGUAGACCAACCCAUGCAGGUCGUACAAGGAGAUAUUGUUCAAACAGGAACCUCUUAAAAAGAAUCAUUGACGUGUAACAUUUACUGUCAAAAUUUGAUGUCAACAUGUAAAACAUUAAAAAAUACGAUGAAAAAAAA
Messenger RNA from Cydia fagiglandana, 969 nucleotides. RefSeq lists its product as uncharacterized. The transcript is spliced from 5 exons. NCBI's taxonomy places the organism in Eukaryota, Metazoa, Arthropoda, Insecta, Lepidoptera, Tortricidae. The record is from RefSeq and is a predicted model, not a curated record. The coding region runs from base 179 to 889 and encodes 236 amino acids.